GAGAAGAGUGAUCUUCACCAGCCCAGUGGUCAUCCAGGAUGUGAACUCCGCUGUUUUUAUCUAGAUGGAUGAAAAGGUUGACAAUCCAGAAGGGCAUCUCUUUUGGUUUUCAAGAUGGCAGCAGUCAGUGGCGAAAACCAGCUGCAGCGGAUUAUCAGGGACUUGCAAGAUGCUGUGACUGAAUUAAGUAAAGAAUUCAAAGAAGGAGGAGAACCGAUCACAGAUGACAGUGUCAACUUGCAAAAAUUUUCCUACAAGCUUGAGUACCUUCUGCAGUUUGACCAGAAGGAAAAAAGCACAUUGCUGGGGAACAGAAAAGACUACUGGGAUUAUUUCUGCGACUGCCUGGCAAAAGUCAAAGGAGCUAACGAUGGAAUCCGCUUUGUCAAGUCCAUUACAGAAUUACGAACAUCUCUUGGAAAAGGCAGAGCAUUUCUUCGUUACUCUCUGGUUCAUCAAAGGCUGGCAGACACCUUGCAGCAGUGUUUUAUGAACACCAAGGUGACCAGUGACUGGUACUAUGCAAGAAGUCCAUUUCUGAAUCCCAAAAUGAGUUCUGACAUUGUGGGUCAGCUCUAUGAGCUCACUGAUGUUCAGUUUGACUUGGCAGCAAGAGGCUAUGAUUUAGAUGCUGCUUGGCCAGCAUUUGCCAGGAGGACACUGUCUUCACUUGGAUCUUCAGCAUAUUUAUGGAAGCCCCCCAGUCGUAGUUCCAGCAUGAGCAGUUUAGUCAGCAGUUAUUUGCAGGCCCAAGAGUUUCCCUCCAGCCCCGACGCAAACAGCACACUAAAUGUUGAACACCUUGAGGGCUUUGAAGAGAUGCGUGUAGAGCUGGACCAGGCUGAGCUGAGGCAGAGGGAACUGCAAGAUCGUAUUCACCAGCUAGAAAUGGAAAACCAGGAGCUGCAGGCAGCUGUCAGCCUUCAGAAAGAACAAGUACAGGUAGAAAAGGAGAAGGGCAAUAACUACAGUGAGGAGAACUCCCGGCUGACAAAGAUGAUCACAGACUUACAGAAGCAGUGUGAGGUCUCACUCUCAACUCAGAGCACUGUUCAUGACCUACAGAAGUGCCUGCAGUCACUGGAACUGAAUGCAGUGGAGCAGCAGAAGGAAUAUUCAACAAAACUGGAGCAGCUGGUGACCAGCAAGGAAGACUGUGCUUCAAAACUGCAGAUGUUGAAUCAGGAGCUGGAGGCCUCCAGGGCUUUGAUUGCUGUGAAGGAUCUUUGCAUUGAUGAGCUCAAAGCCAAGCUCAGUUCCACAGAAAAGAAGAACCUCAACCUCCUUGCUAAAGUUGAUGCUGCCUUAGAGGAAAAGGGACAACAAGCCACAGCCCACUGUGACUCUGCCCUGCAGAUACAAGCACUGGUAGAGAAGCUUCAGGAGGCAGAAAGGGAGAAGGCAGAUAUGCAGAGACUGAGUGAUGAAUGUGCAGCUCAGCUGAGAGCAGCAAGGGAGGAGCUGCAGCUGAAAGAAGAGACACAGAAGGAACUGGAAUCCAGAUUCCAUCGCCUCACUGCUGACUCCAAAGAGGAAAGUGAAAAGCUGCUUGGGAGCCUGGAAACGAGGGCAAAGGAAAUGGAUGCGCUGCAGAAGGCCCUAACCCUGAAAGGGAAGGAGAUGGCUGAGCUCCAGACCCAGGUAAUGGGGUUGCUGGCUCAGGUGGGGUCACUGGAAAAAAGUCUUGAGGAAGCAAGGAAGGAAAAAGAGAAACUUGAGGAGGAGUAUGAUAGGAGGGAAGGAGCACUGAAGCAGGAAGCCCAAUCGCAAGCAAAGCAACUUGAAGUCCAGGAGAGUCGCUUAGCAAAGGUGAGUCAGGCUGUGCGCAGUCUGGAGGAGCAGAGCCGCAAGCUCUUGUCUGAGAAAGAGCAACUCAGCCAGAAGGUCAAGGAGCUGGAGGAGCAGGUGGAGCAGCAAAACUCUGCAGUGAGCCAAAUGGAUGAGGAGAGCAGGCAGCUGAAAGUGGAGAAGGUGAAUUUGCAGCAGUCCAAGGAGAAGAUAGAAGGGAGGCUGAAAAUUUUGGAAGCUUCUAAAGCUUCCCUGGAAGCUGAGGUAGCCAGGCUGAGAGCCUCUGAGAAACAGCUUCGGAGUGAGAUAGAUGAUGCCCUGGUGUCAGUUGAUGAAAAAGAGAAGAAGCUGCGGGAUGAGAACAAACAACUGGAUGAAGACUUGCAGAAUGCCAGGAGGCAAAGCCAAGUUCUGGAGGAGAGACUAGAGGCUCUGUGCUCAGACUAUGAAGAACUAAAGCAAAGAGAAGAGACCACCAAGGGGUCUUAUGCUGCACUUGAAGGGCAGCUGAAGAGCACUAAACAGCGGAACUUAGAGGUGGAGAAAAGCUUGGGCACCUUGAAGGAAAGCCAAGAGUGUCUCCAGUCACAGCUCACAGAGAAGGAAGUAGAGCUGCAAGGCCUGGAGAGCCAGUGUGAGCAGCUAAGAACAGAAGCUGAAAGACAUAGGAAGAAAGCAGAAAAUCUUGAGGCAGGAAAGCUCAGUGUGGAAAAGACAUGCCUUCAGCAGGCAGAGCUCAUCCAGGCCCUCACAGCAGAGAAGGAAUCGCUGGGAAAACAGCAGCUGCAGCAGGCGGCUUCUUUGGAGACAGAGGCAAAAGAGCUGACCUGCAGGCUGACUGUCAGCCAAGAGCAGCUGGAGGUCAGCCGUGGGGAAGUGUCCAGGCUGCAAGCAGAGGUCCUUGACCUGCGAGUCAAGCUUCAGCAGGCCACUGAUGAGCGGGAGCGGGUCGGAGGUAAGCUCAUUGUCACAGAGACUGUCCUGGGCCAGCAGAAGGCACUUGUCCAGCAGCUGAAAGAGCAGAAUGAGUCACUCAACAGAAACCACAUACAAGAACUGGUGCAGUGCAAAGAGAGAGAAGAAGUGCUGAAGAAAGAGCAGGAGGCAGCAGCCCAUCAAAAAGCUGAGCUGGAAAGCAAUUUCCUGAAGCUGAAGGAAGAGCUGUCCAAGGUUAAGCAGUACUUGCAAGUUGCUAGAAUGGAAAAUGAGGAAAACGAAGAUCUCCUCCACAGGACCAACACUGAUAUGGCUGAACUUGGUAUUCAGAUUUGUGCCUUGACCUCUGAAAAGGUGAAUGCAGAAGAGCAGUUAGCCCAGGCCACAGAAAGGCUAAAAGAACUGCAAGAGCAGGCAGCAGAACAACAGGAGAAGCUGAAGCUUGACAUCUCUAAUCUCAGAGAGGAGAGCAAGAUCCUGCAAGAGAAAUUAGAGGAGGCUCAAAAAAGUGCCUCAGCUGUGCCAAAUCUGCAAUUGCAGCUGGAGACAGUAAAGAAGGAGGCACAGAGUUUCCAAGAGACGAGCCAAGAGGAGCUGUCUGCAAUAAAAUUUCAAAUGAGCACAGAGAUUCUAAGUUAUCAGACAAAAUUCAAGGCUGUCAGUGAGGAGUGUGGGAGCGUAAGGGAGCAGCUUGAGGAGCAGAAGCGACAGCAGCGUGCUGCAGAGGAAGAGAUUGCAGAGUUACAGGCUGCAAACACAAGUUUGUCUAGAAAGCUGGAUGAAGCAAGAGAGCAGCUCUCUGAAUCAGAAUCUGCUCGGCUGCAGAAAGAGGAGGAGGUGACAGCUCUGAGAGACCUCUUGGAAAGGAUCCAGAAAGAAGCUGAUGAAGCAAAAGAGAAGGCACUGGAUUACAGUGAGAAACUCACCAAGGUGGCAGCAGAUAAAGACAGCAGUGACCAGAAGCUAUUUGCUGAGCUGGAUGACCUGACAAGAACAAAGCAAUUCCUUGAAGAACGUUUGAUAGAACUUAUCAGAGAUAAGGAUGCUUUGUGGCAAAAAUCAGAUGCUCUGGAGUUCCAGCAGAAGCUGAGUGCAGAGCAGAGGUGGCAGGGGGACACAGAGGUCAAUCACUGCCUGGACUGCCAGAGGGAGUUCUCAUGGAUGGUGCGGCGGCACCACUGCAGAAUGUGUGGUCGCAUUUUCUGUUACUACUGCUGCAACAACUACAUGGUGACAAAGCCUGGUGGGAAAAAGGAGCGUUGCUGCAGAGCUUGCUUUAGUAAGCCAAGAGUCAUUGUGGACACUGCAGAUGACUCUGGAUCCAGUGCCAACCAGGAAGGAUCCCCGGCUUCACUGGAAUCCCCUGUGUCACCAUCUGAGAGGGCUCUUGGUUAUGAAGCCUCCAAACUACCAGAUGAUGCAGCAUUUGAUAUAAUCACUGAUGAGGAGCUGUGCCAAGUACAGGAAUCAGACUCACUCCACAAUGAAAGUCAGAUGGAGAGAGACUCUCUGGAUCAGAGCGUGACAGAUCUAAACAGCACGUGUAAUUCUUCAACCUUUGAUGAAUCAGAAGAGUGGCAAGUUGCUCAAGAUGCUGAGAUCUGCUUGUUGAAGUCGGGAGAAAUCAUGACCAAACUACCCCUUACAGUGGAGGAGAUCUUAAAUUUUGGGGAAAGUAACAGAGAGCUGUUCAUUAAAUCCAGCACCUACAGCAUCAUUCCCAUCACUGUUGCAGAGAUGGGGCUGACAAUCAGCUGGAUCUUUUCAUCAGACCCUAAGAGCAUAUCCUUCAGUGUUGUCUACCAAGAGGCGGAGGACACGCCACUGGAUCAGUGCAAAGUUCUUAUUCCUAUGACUCGCUGCAACUCUCAUAAGGAAACUAUAAGAGGGCAGGUGAAAGUCAGAAACUCUGGAAUCUACACACUGAUAUUUGACAACACAUUCUCCAGGUUUAUCUCCAAACGAGUGUUCUAUCACUUGGCCAUCGAGCGACCUGUCAUCUAUGAUGGAAGUGAUUGCCCUUAGCCUUGGGCACACUGGGUUAUUUUAAAUUCUAUUAUAAGAAAUGCUGUUAUUUAUGUACCUGUAAGCAUUAUGAUUACCACUGUGUUGGAAGACUUUGAAACUAUGCAAUAGUUAUAAUGCGCUUAGAGAAGAUGUAGACACUAAAAACCAGAAGCCUUUUUAGGAACACUAAUGGCUCUGUACCAUGUACAGAGUGCUCUGAAGCCAUGGUGUAUGACUGAACAGGUCAAGUCAUGUUCCAACCACUUUUCUUUCCAGUGGGGAGAAAGGAAGGUGAGGGGGCAUCUAAAUGCAAACUGAAGCUCUCUACUGAAGAUUGAAUUACUUUUCUUCAAAAAAUAUCCUUCAAAAGGAAAUGUAAAGAAAAGUGUGUGUUUUGUUGGCCUCUUCUCUGAGGAAUAAGCUUAGGUGUUUCUGUUCUGCACCAGAGUUCUUGGUCAAAACAAACUAUGCAAUACUUCAGCCUUCACAGACAUCUGUUAUUAACCCAGCCAGAAUUUUGUAGCUUUUCCAGCCUUCAAAAACAGCCAGCAUAGGGUUUUUACACUUUGGGCUAAGGUUUGGUAAGUCUCAACUGGCUUUUACAAAUGUUUUAGUACUGAAUAUCAGUUACAAACCAGUUACAAACAGUCCUUCUCUGGAGACUUUCAAAGCCAACCUGAAUGUGUUCCUGUGUGACCUGCCCUAGGUGAUCCUGCUUUGGCAGGGGGGUGGGACCUGAUGAUCUCUAGAGGUCCCUUCCAACGCCCUGGCAUUCUGUGAUUCUGUGAACAACAGGAAUCAGCAGCUCCCUUCACUGUUGCUUGCUGUCCUCUGUAAGAUGGCCCAGAGAAAGCAGCUCUUACAGUGGAAGUACUGCUCACUGUGGGUGACCUUAGGAAGAAGAGCACUCCUUUUUCCUGCUCCAGCACCUUACUCAUCAGCACUCACAGGGAAGCACAGCUUCCAAUGAGGUCAGCACACUCUCUCUCUCACAUGAAAGACAGCAAUAAUAUCUGAACUGAGUUUGUGUAUUCUGUGUCCUCUGUGUCUUCUUAACCCUUGCAGCCAACUGCUAAGCUUCCAUCUCAGAUUUGGUGACAGAGCUGGCCAUGAACACUGCCUUUUGGGGAAGACUGGGUUCUCGUUUGUACUCAAUUUCAGUGCUUUCCAUAUAGAAUUUCAACUUCUUGUCAAAAUACCUGAAAGCUGAUUUUUCUCUUAGCAAUUCCUAUCUUUUGAUGGAAAAGCAAAACAUUUUGGCAGAAGAAAAAGGCUGUUUCUUCUAGCAGCUCUCAUCAUCAUUUUAGCCAUGUCUGAGUUCUGAUGUCAUUGCUCUCCAAAGGAAACCUCAGAGCUGAAAGGUUUUAGUGCAGCAGUUGGUAGCAGAUCACCUACAGGAACCAUUGAUUGUUGGUGGCAGCUGUAGCUGGUAUACAGGGGUCAUGGUGAGAGACAGAAAAUAAAACAUGAGGGGAAGGAAGAAAAAAGGGCAGUCACAAGCUGAAUAAAAUUAUUUAGGGGAGGGGAAAGUGGCAAACUUGGAAAUGUGUGACCAAGAGCAGGGAUUUGGAGGGAUCUGCUGGCCUAGGGAAGGAAGUCAGUAGAGUCCAGCCUGUGUUUGUGUCACUGAUCUGAUCCUUUAUCCAUAAGGGAUCUCCUACAGCAAAAGGCUGUUUAAAAGGUGGAGAUCACAAGCAAGUGAUGGGACAUUUCCAUACUAGCAGCUGAGGUAGAGAGAAAUUGUGAUCACAGGAAAACAGAGCAUGCUGCAGGUAAAGCUAGAGGUUGCUGAUCAUUCAUUCCAUUUCCUAGCAAUGUAUAAAUGCAGUGAGCUUGGGUAACUGGCUUAUCAACAGCUUCCCCUUCCCUUUGGAUGCCUCUCCCCACUCUUGGUGCACUCCCCAGCCUCUGCUGGGCAGAGGGGUCAGCAGAAGGUACAAGCUGAGUACACCUCUUCUGAGCUAAAGUCUUACCUGGCUGUGUGCAGAGAAGUGCAAUAGACAAGAGGCUGAAGGUACAGGCACUAAAUGGUUCAUGGGUUAUGGCAUGUGUCAGUGCUGAAGCUGGUUUGUAUUGCAGUAGGCAUGAAAAUAUUAUUUAUUGCUUCAGAUAGAGUCCUGGGGACCUUGUGCUGUGCAAUUAAUUUCACUGAGCUCUUGCUGAAGGCUACUGCAGUUUUCCUUAAGCUUUUAGCUGUGGUUUCUCAAGGCAGUGUGCUGUUGUUUGAGUUAGAAUACUAAUCUUGACAGGAUAUCUUUCUUAAAAUGCCAGAUGUGAGGGAAAGGGACACUGUCAACUGUCUUAGGCCAAAAUAUGACAACUCCGUUCAGAAGUAUUUGAAAUCUCUCCAUUCAGACUUAUUUGACAGACUUGCCUCUGGGUUCCUCUCUGCAUUCCAGGUCUUAGCAUUUUUUCAUCCUGUGGCAAAUGCUUUGAAGCCACUGUUAGUGUAACUCCUGAAGUACUUGGUUCGAUAUUUCCAUGCCAGUCUUUCAUGGCUGAAGCAGGUGUUUGGGAGGAGGGCGAUAAAAGCACUGGGUUGUUUUUAUUUAGCAUUUGAGUCUUUAUAGUACCUUUUCUUCAGAUUUUCCUGCCCUAUAAGAGUGGUUUUAUGGCUGUUUUGCCAUAAACCUGUAGAAGAGAAAGAUGAGUAUUGACAAAGGAGAAAAAGCAAAUGAGGGAAUACUCAGGUUGCUAAAGUACAACAGUUGGACAGGAGCAUAACUGUUCAAGUGUUCAAGAACAGGAAUCCCAUGGGGAAGAGGGAGUCUCUUACACCUCAUUACCAACCUUUUGCUUAACUGAUAGUUUAUUACUGGGGCCACAGAAACCCAUUGAAGGACUUAGCACAAAUGGAGGUGCGUGUAAGAGAUUCUUUCAGUUGAGCACCUUACAUCUCUGUUCACAAAGGCCUUGUGCCAAGGGCACUGAUCACUCUGUUUGCUUACAGGUACUCAGGUAAUUUUUUGGACUGGGGUUUUUAUUACCUGCAGCAAUCUAAUUAAGAGAAAAUUAAUAUUUCAAAUUAGCCAUGAAAUUAAUUUCAGGGGAUGUCACACUCACGGCACAACAGAGUGUACGAUGGUGGUUUUUCUGGCUGCUGGAACAAUGGAGGGCAAGAUUUUCUGUUAGGCAGAGGUUUAUGUGAAGGAGUGAACACAGCUGCUUUAAGAAAAUGACAGUGUUCCUCUACUCAGUGUUGCUUUAUGAAAGAUCUUUGAGAUAUAUUGCACAAGGGUGUACCACGUUACAAAACAGCUGCAAAAGCCUGACUUUGCUCCUUCUUUAAAAUGGCAAUUGCACUAUUGUUUUAAUUAUGCUCAACCACUUGUUCAAAGCAUCUUUUGGUCCUAACUGCCAAAGAAUUACAAACUCCCUUCACAUCAAAUUUUAUGCUCCAGAUAGAGGAAGAAGAGGUUUUCUGUGUCCCAGCAUCUGUACAGUUGCAGAGAUACAGAUGGUUGUAUACUGGAAUGUUUCUUCAUGCUUUUUUUUUUCCUUUUUCCCCUUUUUUUAACCUCAGGAAUUAAAAAAAAUAA
Indicator indicator is the source of this 8270-nucleotide messenger RNA. It is a transcript of the gene FYCO1, whose product is annotated as FYVE and coiled-coil domain autophagy adaptor 1. Gene Ontology annotation, cellular component: autophagosome; late endosome; lysosome. The record is from RefSeq and is a predicted model, not a curated record. The coding region runs from base 115 to 4749 and encodes 1544 amino acids. Gene Ontology annotation, molecular function: metal ion binding. Lineage: Eukaryota; Metazoa; Chordata; Aves; Piciformes; Indicatoridae. Gene Ontology annotation, biological process: plus-end-directed vesicle transport along microtubule; positive regulation of autophagosome maturation. The transcript has 17 exons.